UCGGCGUCAACGACACUCACUGAUCUCCAACGAAGCAAUGCCAUUUGCCCCGCUCUUAUCCCCUCCUCCUCUCCCGCUCUCGUCUCUCCAAAUUCUCCCGAUUUCUCUCUCUCCGAUUCCUCAGAUUUCAGUUCCAAACCCUAGAACCUCCUCUCCUCUUCGCUCUCUUCGAUUCCCAGCGAGAAUCCGCGAUCGAACGGUCAGUUUCUGUUCCCCGAUGCUCGGCCCCGUCGACGAACCCGACGCCGCUGAACGAUUUCUAUCUCAGGACUGCCUAUCAACUGCAAGGGCAUAUUGGGUUACAAGAUCCCUCAUCGCCUGGAAUGUCGGUGAUGAUGAGGCUGUAGUGUGGCUCUAUGCUAGUAGGAGGGCUAACUUGGUUCUCACCGAUGAAGGAGUUGAAGGCCAUGAUUCAAAGGUUCUGCUUGAACAAGAACCGUGCGGGCUUCCAGAAAAUGUAAUUCAAAAGUUCCCUCAUAUCAAACAUUAUAAAGCUUUUCAUGUCCCGCUUUCGGUGGAUGUUGGAAGCCUUGUUAAAUGCCAGUUAGCAGUUGUAUCUUUUUGUGCUAGGGGAAAAUGCAAGAAUGCUACUGGAUUGCAAUUACCCGGUGUAUUAGAUGACAUGUUUGCAUAUAAAGGCCCUCUUGGGGCGGUAUUCAGUGAGGAAGCAAUUACACUUAAUCUUUGGGCUCCUACGGCACAAGUAGUAUGCGCUCAUGUCUAUAAGGGCCCAUUAGGUGAAGAUCAACUGGAUCCUAUGCAACUUGAGGAGGUAAAUGGUGUUUGGAGUGCUGCUGGACCAAGAAGUUGGGAAGGUUGUUAUUAUGUGUAUGAAGUUUCAGUCUACCACCCAAGCACCUCACGAAUUGAGACAUGCAAAGUGAAUGAUCCUUAUGCUAGAGGACUAUCAUCAGAUGGGAUGCGCACUUUGCUGGUCAAUCUUGAUUGUGGAAAGUUUAAACCACCGGGAUGGGAUGAUCUAGCAAAUGGAAAGCCAGAGUUUCAUUCCUUUGCUGACAUCAGUAUCUAUGAGUUACAUGUUCGGGACUUCAGUGCAAGUGACGAAACCGUGGAUCCAAAUUUUCGUGGAGGUUUUCUGGCUUUUACCUCUCAGGAUUCAGCUGGUGUAUCACAUCUAAAGAAGUUGUCAGACGCAGGUCUGACUCAUGUGCAUUUGUUGCCCUGUUUUCAAUUUGGUGGUGUUGAUGAUGAUAGAAUCAAAUGGGAGCAACUCGAUUAUGAUGAGCUCUCGAAACAGCCUCCCGAUUCGGAUAAGCAACAAGGCGAAGUUACUUCUAUCCAAGAUCAAGAUGGUUAUAAUUGGGGGUACAACCCUGUGCUUUUUGGGGUUCCAAAAGGAAGCUAUGCUAGCAACCCAAAUGGAGAGAGUCGAAUUAUAGAUUUCCGGAAGAUGAUUCAGGCACUUAACCGCAUCGGCCUGCGUGUUGUGUUGGAUGUGGUUUACAAUCAUUUGUAUGCAAGUGGUCCUCUAGACUUAUCAGCUGUUAAAUUGUAGGUUGUUCCUGGAUACUACCUGAGAAGAAAUGUUGAUGGUUAUAUUGAGAACAGCGCGUGUAUAAAUAACACUGCCAGCGAGCAUUUUAUGGUAGAACGCUUAAUCAUUGAUGAUCUCUUAUGCUGGGCAGUUGCUUACAAGGUUGAUGGGUUCCGCUUCGAUCUUAUGGGACACAUCAUGAAGAGCACCAUGGUGAAGGCAAAAUCUGCUCUACAAAGUCUCUCCAAGGAUGAAAAUGGAGUAGAUGGUUCAAAGAUCUACAUAUAUGGUGAAGGAUGGGACUUUGGUGAAGUUGCAAAUAAUGGGCGUGGGAUAAAUGCAUCACAAUUCAAUAUUGGUGGUACUGGCAUUGGGAGUUUCAACGACCGAAUAAGAGAUGCUGUUCUUGGUGGAUCACCAUUUGGUCAUCCGCUUCAACAAGGAUUUGUUACAGGUCUAUCAUUGCAGCCAAAUGGCUAUGACCAUGGUAGUAAGAGGGUCACAGACAACAUGCUAUCAACGUCAGUGGACCACAUACAGAUCGGACUAGCAGCUAAUUUGAGAGACUUCGUCCUAACAAGUCACACAGGAGCAGCGAUGAAAGGAUCUGAGAUUUUGACUCAUGAUGGGGUGGCUGUUGGAUAUGCUUUAUGCCCCACAGAAACUAUAAAUUAUGUGUCAGCUCAUGAUAACGAAACUUUGUUUGAUAUCAUCAGUUUGAAGACUGCAGAAGAAAUCUUAGUAGAUGAUAGAUGCCGAAUAAAUCAUUUGGCCACAAGCAUUGUUGCACUGUCACAGGGAGUGCCAUUUUUUCAUUCUGGUGAUGAGAUACUGCGUUCCAAGUCACUUGACCGCGACUCUUAUAACUCGGGCGAUUGGUUCAAUAGGCUUGAUUUCAGUUAUGAGAUGAACAAUUGGGGUGUCGGCCUACCUCCGAGAGAAAAGAAUGAAAAGAACUGGCCAUUGAUUAAACCACGUUUGGCAAACCCAUCCUUCAAACCUGAGAAACAUCACAUCCUUGCGGCACUUGGGAAUUUUAUUGACUUGCUAAAGAUUCGGUACUCCUCACCACUUUUCCGUUUGAGGACCGCAAAUGAAAUUCAGGAAAGGGUGUGUUUUCACAACACAGGACCUUCCUCAUGCCUUGGUGCUAUUGUAAUGAGUAUUGAAGAUGGCUAUGAGGGAGAACCUGGCAUGAUUCAGCUGGAUCCGAACUAUUCCUUCAUAGUUAUUGUCUUCAAUGCUUGCCCUACCAAAACCUCGGUAUCACUUCCCUCAUUAAGGGGAAGAGUGCUUCAGUUGCAUCCUGUACAGGUGGCAUCUUCAGACAAACUAGUGAAAGAAUCAUCUUACGAAGCCUCAUCCGGAUGCUUCACAAUUCCUCAGAGGACCACCUCCGUGUUUGUCGAAGCCCGUGGUGCCUGAGAAUAUUCUUUAGAGCCCAGGUAAAUUGUUAACUGAUUAUGUUCAGCUUCAUUGCCUUGUGGAGCAUAUAAAUGUUUCUAUUAAAAAGAAGAAAAACUACUCUGUUGUUCGCGUUAAUGAUAUGAAUGUUCAAUAUAAAUAAAUUUAACUAAACCCCCAAUAAGUUUGGGCCUUUGGCACUUAACCCCCCAAAAGUUUGAAACUGUCACUAAACGCUCAAUAAGUUCGGGAUUUUAGAAAACCCCCAAAACAUUUUGAUUUUUUUUCACUUAAUGACUAAUUUAUGAUGGUUAUGUGAUAUUCUUCUUGCGAACUCAAAAUAGGGGCUAAUGCUAUAAUGGGGUUAAGUGAAAAAAUAAAAAUAUUUUUGGGGUUUUUGAAAUUCCUAAACUUGUUGGAGUUUAAAAGGAGAUUCGAACUUUUUGGGUUAAUUGCAAUAAAGGCACAAACUUAUCGAGGGUUUAAUGAAUUUUGUGAAUCUUAUUGCAAUAAUGAGACUUCUCGGGCUGGGCUCUUCUGUAUAA
Messenger RNA from Asparagus officinalis (garden asparagus), 3444 nucleotides. Its product is annotated as pullulanase 1, chloroplastic. The record is from RefSeq and is a predicted model, not a curated record. The transcript is spliced from 28 exons. Gene Ontology annotation, molecular function: pullulanase activity. Lineage: Eukaryota; Viridiplantae; Streptophyta; Magnoliopsida; Asparagales; Asparagaceae. Gene Ontology annotation, biological process: carbohydrate metabolic process.